AUGGUCAAAUUAUCGCAAUACGAGAUUGAGCGCGAGGCGAAUAUCGCAAGGAACCGCGCCCUUCUUGAACAACUUGAGCUCAAACAAGCCGUUGAGAAUUUAGACGUUCCUAAGCACAAGGGCGCGGCGAAGUCCACAGCAAAGCCCGUUCAACCUGCCAAAAGAGUAAAGCGUGAACGACAGGAGCCUGAAGCUCCACGGCGUCAGUCGGCGCGUUUAAGGAAGGAUACCUUUGAUCCAGAUGAAAGUCCGUCCAAAAGACAAAAGCGUGAGCAAGAGCAACGUGCUGAGGAGGAGGAGAGGUUAGCAGCAGAAGAACAAGCGCGAAUAGCAAAAAAGCCACGGCAUCAGAAGCUUGAUCUCAUAUCUCUUACUGAAAAUGGACCAGAAGACGCAUCUACGCUGUCGGAGGCGCUGGAAAGCGUUGCUCAAUCAUCAGGGUCACGGCACCUUGCUGAUCCUGAUGCGUUCUUGUUUGACGGCACCCAAGAGGCUGCCGCUGUAAAGGACUUGAAAGAGAGAUUGCAAGGCAUGAAGGUUGUCUCUCGUGCCAAAGUAACUCAAGACAGAAUCUAUUGUGCUGCGUAUCACCCGGAAGUUACAAAAGAUCUCAUUUUUUUUGGAGAUAAGCACGGUCAAUUGGGAAUAUGGGAUGCCAGAGCGCAAGGUGAUGAAGUCGAUGAAGAUGGAGAUAUUUCCCUUGUCGAAAAUGAGGGAGGGAAGUACUGGAGAUUACAGUUGCACUGGCCUGCAUCAUCAAAGUCGUCAAUAUCGAGUAUCAAGUUGGAUCCGACCAAUACCCACAGCGUUUACACAAGUUCCUACGACUGCACUAUUCGACACUUGUCCUUUACGACAGGUGUUUCGGAGGAGAUCUUCGCGUCGAGCAAUGGCGAACUUAUAUGCAGCAUCGAUUUAACAUCCACCGGAAAUGAAAUGUGGGUCUCAGAUGGCGCAGGCGGUGCAACUCAUUUGGACCUACGCGAAAAGAGCUCCAAGCGGAGACGGUAUGUUUUGUCUGAGCAGAAGAUUGGUUGCAUUAGCAUCAACCCCACGCGAAAUCAUUUUGUUCUCACGGCCAGUAACAGCCGCCUACUCAAAAUCUGGGAUGUUCGAAAGUUGCAGGGCAUGAAAUCUGGGACUAAUUUUACAAGGAGUUCUGACGAUGGCGUGACUACCUCCACCCUGGAAUUUGACACAGAAGUGGUUUCCAAAUUCUUGGAAUCUAAGCAGGGUGAAGGGUGUUUGCGGGGAGAAUGGCGCCAUGAUAAAUCAGCGAGCUCCGCUUACUGGGAUCCAAGAGGCCGCCAAAUUGUUAGCACGAGUUAUGACGACACAAUCAGAUUGUGGGACCUCGAAUCGAAUCUCUUUAGCUCACCCGAUCUAUUCCCAAACUUGAAACCCUUCAGCCGCAUUAAACACAAUUGUCAAACGGGUAAAUGGCUUACAAUCCUGCGAGCCCAGUGGACACAGAAUCCUGAAGUUUAUCCCCACUUUACAAUCGCUAACAUGAAUCAUGCACUGGAUAUAUACUCUUGCAAGGGUGAUCUCUUGGCACGACUUGCAGACCCAACGCGUAUUUCUGCCGUUCAAGCGGUGACGUGUUCGCAUCCCAGCAUUGUCGAAAGAGCCGCGAGUGGAAAUGCGAGCGGUCGUUGCAUUCUCUGGGCUCCCCAAGACUCGUAG
Molecule: messenger RNA, 1686 nt
Organism: Laccaria bicolor S238N-H82
Lineage: Eukaryota; Fungi; Basidiomycota; Agaricomycetes; Agaricales; Hydnangiaceae
Exons: 11
Coding region: 1-1686 (561 amino acids)
Biological process (GO): regulation of DNA damage checkpoint
Cellular component (GO): nucleus
Molecular function (GO): DNA binding; protein binding
Source: RefSeq, a predicted model, not a curated record